AGUUAGUUUAUCCACUCACCCUUUCUGUGGCCAUGCAAACCCCUUCACUCUCUCCCUCGCCUAUUCUCUCCUCUCGCCAUGUCCACAGCUUUCCACCCUAAUUACCAUUUCAUCCCUGCCCCUACCCCUGCUCUCCGCGGCCGCAGCCGCCGCCUCAAUCUCCCAUCGCCACGCCCAAUUCUCCUCCGCGCCAACAACCCUCCGUCUCUUGGCUACCGUUUCGCCCGUAAACAAUGUAGUAGUAGCAGCAUAAUCACGUGCAAAGCGACAGAAGUGUCUUCUCUGAGCGAAGAAUCAGCGGCGUCGAGCGGUGGUGGUGUUCAGAACUGGGUGCCGGUGGUGCCGCUGGCAGCGCUGCCCAAGGGAGAGCGGCGCGUGAUCAUUCAAGACGGGGAGACAAUACUGUUGCUUUGGUAUAAGGAUGAGAUUUUCGCUAUUGAGAAUCGUUCGCCUGCUGAAGGAGCUUACACUGAAGGCUUGCUCAACGCCAAGCUCACCCAGGAUGGUUGUAUAGUUUGUCCAACAACUGAUAGCACAUUUGAUCUUCGGACUGGAGCCAUCAAGGAAUGGUAUCCAAAAAACCCGGUGCUGCGAGUCCUUACACCUGCUUUGAGGACAUUGUAUAUCUACCCUGUAAAAACAGAUGAAGAAAACAUUUUAAUCAGCAUGAGAGGCAGUGCAAAAGCUGAUGCAGCUGCAGAGAUUGUCUUUAGUGGGAGAGCUCAACCUGGUGUAACGGCUACCGAUGUCAAUGUGGAUGAGGUGAGAAUGGUAGUUGAUGAGAACUCAGAGGGGUUUGGUUUCACGGGAAAGAAUGAAAUUAUAAAUGGGAAGGCAGCUAUCAUCGGUUUCCUGCUGUUGCUGGAUUUCGAGCUCCUAACCGGUAAAGGUCUUUUGAAAGGAACGGGCUUCUUGGACUUCAUAUAUGCUGCUUCAAAUGCCUUCAACUAGAAUUACAAUUACCAUUUCAUUCACAAGGGGGAUAUCUUCUCUUCCUAUUCUCACUAAAUUGUCAUGUAUAAUCACUUGAAUUCUCUGGAUAUUUGCCUAGAAAUUUGACGACAUUGAUUGUU
Molecule: messenger RNA, 1073 nt
Organism: Theobroma umbraticum
Lineage: Eukaryota; Viridiplantae; Streptophyta; Magnoliopsida; Malvales; Malvaceae
Product: Rieske (2Fe-2S) domain-containing protein
Molecular function (GO): nitrite reductase [NAD(P)H] activity; 2 iron, 2 sulfur cluster binding
Source: RefSeq, a predicted model, not a curated record